Molecule: messenger RNA, 3882 nt
Organism: Rhagoletis zephyria (snowberry fruit fly)
Lineage: Eukaryota; Metazoa; Arthropoda; Insecta; Diptera; Tephritidae
Source: RefSeq, a predicted model, not a curated record
AAUAUAAGCAGAGUUGAUUUUACAAAGCUCUCCACUUAUAGGGAAGUCUACAGAAUAAUUGGACCGCUCAAUUUCCCAUUGAACUUGAUCCAGGCUCGAAAAAAUCCUUUAUAUCCGAAAAAGCUUAACAAAGGUUGAAACUUCCUACAUUUUGAGAAAAAUUUUCAGUAACCGGUAUGGGAGGAAGGAUAGUCAAGAAUUCAAAUCGAGUUUGCCACCUCACUCUCAUAGCUCAAAGACAGAGCAUUCGCAUCGCAACUCGAGCAAUCAUUCUUCAAAAACUUAUCAGUUUCUUACCAACAUUCCAAAUACAAGAGUUUAAUGUAUCCGAACUCAAGAUCGCGGAUCUGACCUUUCACACCCCCGGCCAAAUUGAGCUAGUAUUAGGUAGUGACCUGAUCCUACAAAUCCUAUAUAUCUAAUGUUUGUUAUUUUAAAUUGGCGUUUGUACAAAUAUGUCUUCAACGGCAAUACCAAAGAAUUCUCUUCCGUAGGAAAAACGAAAAUAAACUCACGGAUUUUGCGCUUAGAACGGUCACCUUCGGAGUUAAUUGCGCUCCAUAUCUCGCUAUUCGGACUUUGCACCAGUUAGCAGACGAUUCAAAAGCUACUUAUCCAUUAGCACAAAGAAUAUUAACGGCAGAAACUUAUGUUGAUGACAUAUUAUCAGGAGGACACGACCUUUCUUAUAGCGUAAACGCGCAAUACCAACUAAUUCAAUGUCUACUAUCAGCUGGUUUCCCCCUAAAGAAGAUCACCUGAUCAUCAAUCAACUACCUCUAGAAGAUAUAGAAGUCUUUCUCUGGUCCGACUCGUCGAUAGUGCUUGCGACGCUUCCGAGAAGGCGUACUGUGCAGCCAUUUACUUGCGAUCCCAAUCACCCAACUUAGUUUCGUCACAUCUUUCCUUUUAAAAAACGAAAGUAGCACCCCUACAAACAGUGACUCUUCCGCGCUUAGAACUGUGUGGAGCAGUCCUAUUAGCCAAAUGUAUUAAGAAUGUCAUCAAUCAACUACCUCUAGAAGAUAUAGAAGUCUUUCUCUGGUCCGACUCGUCGAUAGUGCUUGCGUGGCUUGAAAAACCCCGAUGCAAUUGGAAAGUGUACGUGGCGAAUCGGACUUCACAAAUCAUCGCCAGUGUUGGAAAUCUCAAAUGGCGUCACGUAUCCAUGAACCACAACCCGGCAGAUUUGGGAACGCGAGGGUGCAAACCACAGGACCGAGUACAACAUUCACUUUGGUGGCACGGACCCGCAUGGCUACUCCAACGCCCCAACCAAUGGCCAUUAUAUUUUCAACAAAAUGUCACCCCACUCGAAGAACGUAAAUUAGAAGCUCUACAUACUUUAGACAAUCAACCAGAUAUCUUAGAUCGCUUUUGAUCUUGGUCAAAGGCUUUGGGAGUAAUAGCUUACAUGUUUCGAUUUGUUCAUAUAAUAAAACCAUUUCAGUCCACUCCAAAUAUAAAUUAUGAAUCUUUUGUUAUCACUCAAAGAGAAUUUAAUUGGGUCAAAAGACGCCUUAUAAAACAAGCUCAAGAAAGGCAUUACCCAAAUGAGUUGUCAUGUAUGUAGUCAGUAGCUCUGCAACAGUCGGCUCGAUCGCUACCUUCAGCGCAUGUCACUACCCAACGAUUCAAGCUAUUCUUUAUACCUUUUACUUGUCAUUAUAUUUACUCUCAAACACAUAAUAUAUAAGUACAUACUUCCAAUAGUAACCGUUGUUUAUGUGUAUAUACAUUGCAUAUCACACGUACCUAAAACUGGCGACGAGGAUGGGAUGUAAGAGCACAGCGAAAUAAAAUAACGCGUGAUCACAAGCAGAAAUAAAUAGUUGGAAGCUACGCAGUUAUACAAGGGUAAACUUCAGGGUGAAUAAAUACGCUGAGGCAGUGAGUUAGCAACAGUCAGUGCAAGAGUCACAUGGAUGGUAAAGGGGUAAAAAUCGAAGAGCCCACAAGUAACAAAGCCGCUGCGACCGAAGGAGUAGGAAAAUCAACCGCACAGAAGUCCACAGCUGUGAAAAUGUCCGGAAGUGGAAACUUAGAGCCGUUUGAUCUGAGCCAGCUUAAUAAGUGGUCAACUUACAUGGAGCGCUUCAAUUUAUUUCUACUUGCCAAUGAUGUGCAAGAGGAAGGGCGUAAAAAGGCAGUUUUUCUUACGUUAGCCGGACCUCCUUUAUAUGACCUCUUAGCUUCACUGGCAUCUCCUAGACAGAAACGUGUUCAACAUCCGGACGAGUCUCUCAGCAAUUACAUUGCGGCUUUACGCAUUCUGGCUGUUGAUUGCAAAUUUGGAGAGGCACUCGAUCGCAAGCUGCGUGACCGGUUCCUAUGCGGAAUGAAAGACGAAGGAUUGUAAAAAAUUCUGCUGGCUGAAAGGGAAAUGAGAAUGCAAAAGGUGCUUGAACGUGCAUUAUAAAGCGAAGCAGCAGCCAUGAAUGCUAGAUUAAUCCGGUACUCGAGCGAACAAGUCCACUCUGUCAAAGGAAGCCGUCUACGUCACCAGCACAAGAAUACAAGCAAUAAAGAGGCAACAUGCGCAGGCUGUGGAGGUCAACAUACACGAAAGCAAUGCCCGUACAAGGAAACGACUUGCCAUCAUUGCGAUCUCAAGGGUCAUCUGCAACGCGUAUGUCACAAAGCGGAAAAUUCCUCCAGUUCCAGCUCUACGAACUACGAUCAUCUUAUCGAGAUUCAGUCAAUCAAAUCACGCCUUUGGCCAAUCAGAAAAACUCAAUUUCCGAGCCGAUUAAUAGUUAUAAAUGCCUGUUCGAAGUUGAUUCCGGUUCAUCAGUGACGAUUAUGACUGAGGCAACGUUUCAAAAGGUUUGGCCCCAGAAAUCGCCGAGAUUAGCUAAGUGUAAUGUGGAUCUCAAUGACUACCAGCAUAAUUCCAUACCAAUCAAAGGUGUGCUCGACGUAUCGAUAUUGUACAAUAAUCGCAGAAUUAAUAAUAUGCAAGCGGUGGUAGCUCAAAUCUCGUUGGCAAUAAUUGGUUCGAAGCGCUAGGCAUACGUAUCGAAGGUGUUUUUACUGUCAACAGCAGCGCAGGCAUAAACUCAGUACUUCGUAAGUUUGAACACUUAUUUUCAUCCGAACUUGGUCGAUAUUCGGGGCCUCCGGUGUCGUUGCAAAUUAAGUCGUCAGAGCAACCUAUCCGGUUGCCCCCGCGGCGCAUUCCCUUUGCGCUUAGGGGUAUGGUCGAAGAAGAAAUCGAUCGCUUAUGUGAGCAAGGAAUCUUACAGCCUGUGGAUUAUUCAGAUUGGGCAACCCCAAUCGUCCAAGUCGACAUUAAAUCGGGUUAUCAAACCAAAUUGCUAUCAAAUACCAGCUAUCAGCACACUUCUGGCAUCAAUCGAAGGCGGAUCAAUAUACGCUAAAAUUGAUUUAGCACGAGCAUACCAACAGUUGAUAGUUGACGAGCGAUCGGCAUUGCUGCAAACGAUUUCCACGCAGAAGGGCGCAUUCAAGGUGACCAGGCUGCAGUUCGGGAUCUCAUCAGCGCCUGGAAUUUUUCAAAGCUGUAUCGAAAAUAUCUUAAGGAAUAUUACGGGGGUCCUCUGUUAUUUCGACGACAUAGUAGUCAUGGGCAAAUGCGAGGAUGAACUAGUAAAAAGGCUAGAAGAAGUAUUUGCACGUUUUGAUAAAGCGGGACUACGUCUGCGUAAGGACAAGUGCAAAUUUGGUGUACCGUCAGUGGACUUUUUGGGAUUUAAACUCGAUUCCCUUGGCGUCCGACCAUCAGUCGAAAAGAUCAAGGCAAUUCAUGAAGCACCAUCACCUAGAGACAAAAAGCAGCUACAAGCUUUUUUACGGUUAAUUAAUUUUUACCAUGCAUUUUUGCCCCACAAAGCAACAAUAGCGGAACCACUACAUCGGUUA